Molecule: messenger RNA, 4113 nt
Organism: Centropristis striata (black sea bass)
Lineage: Eukaryota; Metazoa; Chordata; Actinopteri; Perciformes; Serranidae
Product: zinc finger protein 319
Exons: 2
Coding region: 826-2604 (592 amino acids)
Source: RefSeq, a predicted model, not a curated record
AAAAAACUGAUAAACUAAACUGAUAACUAAACAAUCUCCUUCUAGCUCUUCUUUGCUGGGUUCUUAUCUGAUGCCUAUGAAUGUGGCAAUUUGUCAAAGAAAUGAUGAUCUUAAAGGGGUAAAAUGACAUGAUCUGAUCAACUGAGCAUGUAGGCGAUUUUACCAUCGGUGGUCGGAGUCAUGAGGAGAUGAUUUAGGCAAAAAAACAAUUUUGACAAAAAAUGACUGUGUCGACAUAGUAAUUAUGGUGACAGGUCUAGCAGUAGUGUGGUUUCGGCUGUGAAUUGGUGAAAAUGACAGUUACAGGUGAAACUCUCUUUCUGUCUUUACAUUGAAGGAGAGAAACACUCCCCCCUACUGCCACAUUAAAGAAAUAUAUCUGCUAAUAUAUUUUCGGCUCGUAUUGUGUUUGUUUGAAUGCGCUUCAAACUAACUCUGAGAGCUGUUUAUCUCCUCCCCGGGUGGUUUGGUGGGGCUCCUGGCUGUACCUCCGGCAUGGAGCGGCUGUAGCGGCGACAGCUCACUGCGUGGCGGCUUCCGGUGUCCGUCCGUCUGCAGGAGGAUGGCGUCCGGCUUCACCCGCAGCCCCUCCACCGCCGGUCCUCCGAGCCCCAAACACACCGAAGGUUGUCGACCUCAGACUGAAGACGGCUGUGGAAACCAUCGAUAAGCGGCUCUGGUUUUCUCACCUAUCUCAAAGGACGUGUGUGAACACAGAUAGAGCACUCAGCUACCCUCAGUGUACUGGUUGCCAUUUCUCAAACCACAUCCCCUCUUCAGUUCAGCACUGAAACCCCCCUCAUCUGCCGAGAGCUGAAUCCGUACAUGCGAAGUGGAAGGAUGACGGAGGCGUGGCAGCAGCAGCAGCAACAUGCAGUGGCUCCACCCUCUGUUGUGCACACGCUCCCCCAGGGAACUGACAACCCUCUGGGCUGCACUGUGUACGGAGUCGUCCUGCAGCCAGAUGCUUCCCUGCAGCAGCCCCAGCACGGCCAGCAGCACACUGUUCAAACCCAGCAGCCCUCCUUGCAAGUAGGGGGCGAGAGAGGGCACAAGUGUGGAGCCUGUGGCCAUGACAUAUCUCACCUGGCCAACCCACACGAGCACCAGUGCAUGGUCAACCAAGACCGAUCCUUCCAGUGCACCCAGUGUAUGAAGAUCUUCAGCCAGGCAACAGACCUGCUGGAGCAUCAGUGCGUGCAGGUGGAGCAGAAGCCGUUUGUAUGCGGCGUGUGCAAGAUGGGCUUCUCUCUGCUCACCUCUUUGGCGCAGCAUCACAACUCGCACGGCAACGGGAACAACCCGAUGAAGUGCUCCAUCUGCGAGAAAACGUACCGGCCCGGUUCUGGAAACGUCACCCCAACCGCGUCAGCUGCCAACCCCCAGCAGCCCUCCACUGGAGAGACGUCCAGUGGCGGUGCAGCCAUCAGUGCCUCGUCUCCUCCUUCGUUUGAGGCCUCGGCACCAGACCGGCCAUACAAGUGCUCAGUGUGCCAUAAGUCCUUCCGGCAUUUGUCAGAGCUGACCCGCCACGAGAGAGUACACACGGGUGAAAAGCCAUACAAAUGUGACACUUGUGAUAAAAGCUUCAGCCAGUCUUCACAUCUGGCACAUCACCAGCGUACGCACAGCUCCGAGCGGCCGUACAAAUGCGCCGUGUGCGAGAAGAGCUUUAAGCACCGCUCUCACCUUGUACGGCAUAUGUACGCUCAUUCAGGCGAGCACCUUUUCAAGUGCAAUUUGUGUGAGAUGCACUUUAAGGAGUCGUCCGAGCUCCUGCACCAUCAGUGCCAGCCAGAAGGGGAGAGACCUUUCCGAUGUGGUUCAUGUGGAAAGAGCUUCAAGCGCCCGUCUGACCUGCGGCAGCACGAACGCACCCACUCAGAGGAGCGACCUUUUCAGUGCGAGGAGUGCCAGAUGAGCUUCAAACAGCAGUAUGCUCUCGUACGCCACCGUCGCACUCACAAAAACCCAGCUGAUCGCCCUUUCAAGUGUAACCUCUGUGAUAAGGGGUUUCUCCAGCCAUCCCACCUGCUUUACCACCAGCAGGUUCACGGUAUGGAGAGUCUGUUUAAGUGUGCGUCCUGCCAGAAGUCUUUCAGCCAAUCAGGAGAACUGCUGAGGCACAAAUGUGGUGGUGAGGUGGAGAAGCCCUACAAGUGUGACGUGUGCGGCAAAGGUUACAAAAAGAAUUCGACGCUGCAGCGCCACCAAAACUCUCACUGCACAGAGAAGCCGCUGAAAUGCUCCCUGUGUGACAAGCGCUUCGUGUCGUCCUCCGAAUUCGUUCAGCACCGUUGUGACCCGACCCGCGAGAAGCCGCUGAAAUGUCCCGACUGUGAAAAGCGCUUCAGGUACUCGUCCGAGCUGCAGCGCCACCGCCGGGUUCACACUGGGGAGAAGCCUUUCAAGUGCGCCAACUGCGACAAGAGCUUCAAGCAACGUGAGCACCUGGCCAAGCAUCAGAGCGUGCACUCGAGGGAGACGCAGUUCAAGUGUGUGUGGUGCGGCGAACGUUUUGUUGACCUCACAGCUCUGCAGGAGCACACAGUCCAGCACACUGCUGAGGGGGAGAGUUUCCCCGAAGCUCAAUGCAUCCCAUGAACUGAACUGCUCUUCAGUCCUGGGCCGUGACAUUCGCCCUCAAAAGCAACGUGUGCCAGCCUCCGCUCUCCCCUUUGUAGUUUCUAACACGCACCCAUUAAUUAUGUUUAAUGAUUUUUAGUAUCAAGACUCAAUUCAUCCUCAUCCUUCAUUGAAUAAAUGGCAAAACACCCUGAAAUCAACAGAGGCGAUUAGGAUCCCUCGUCUUAUUAUGGAACACAUGGAAAAAAACUUGAACAGAAUGACAAAAAAAGGCGUAAAAAUGUGAGAAGAUCUUGAUUUGUUUGGUGCUGAGUGUGGGACCUUAUUCUGUGGUUGCAUGUGAUCGUCUGUUUUGUGACUGAUCCUGUUGUUAAGAAAGAACUUCCAGACAGUUGUCAGAUGUGUGUGUGCUCAUGUGUAAGCUCCUCUGAAAUCCAUGUGCCUUUUUUUACCGAUCACGUCAUUUUGUGUUUUUUGCUAAUUUUCAUGUCCUGUUUAGCCGAUAACCCCCCUCCCCCAUCCGUAUACAGCGGCUGGCUUGUGCAGCAGUAUCUUUUCACAUAUUAGAUCUUAGGUAGUUUCAUCUGUUUGUGCAUGAAUAUUUAUCACACUUUAAUAUCACUGUUGUAUUAUAGGUUUGGUUUAUUUAGGAAAACAUCCUAAGAAGAAAAAAAGUGGAUUUGUGAAAAUGUAUAGCCCGUGUCCUAUGAAAUCUGUGUUGUUGCAUCCUUGUAUUAAAACAGAUGACAUCUAGGUAACUAACCCAUACCUAUCAUGUCAUACGAACACUUGACAUGUGCAAUAGAACAUGCACAAUGUAAUAUUUAUGACUACUGAUUCAUGGCAUAGUCUACUCUGUUAUAUUAUAGAUUGUGUGUAUACGCUUAUGUAAACAUUGAAAACUGUAUAGUGCUUAUGUUACCUGCUUUUGUAUUCACUAUGAAUGAGCUUGCAGUAUUUUGCAAGUACUUUUAGUUUCAGAAUCACAAGGUUUAACCCGACAGGACUUCAAAGCGUUAUAUUGCUCACUUGCCACAAACUAGCUGCAUUAGUUACUGUGCGAUAGAUCUAACAAAAGUAAUAUUUUUAACGUUUGCUUUGAAGAAUUGGCCUUGUAACAUCCUCACGGGAUCCUAGCCUCGUCACGGUGCAGACCGGACGUUCAGCAGAAUAAUCCGAGUAGCCUCAAAGUUGCAAUUUAUGUGUUGGUUUAUGCCGGCCAUAAAGUAAAAAACAACAUUUGUGUACUUUAGUUUACCGUGUGGAUUUCUAUAUUCACAAUCUUUGCAGUAUAUUUAAAAGAAGGUUUUUGGAGUUUAAAGUCGUGGGCAGAGGGACUUACAGCGGGUGGGGUGGGGUGGGACUUUGUGGUUGUGCCAUGGUUUAAGUCCUGGUGAGUCUGCUUCAAAUCCUCCUGUUGGAGGGGAAUGAGUGUAAUGAAGCGUUGGAUUUACACAUAUGGAUAUCAAUAUAGACUCCUGUUCAUACUGUAUACAGACAAUUAAAAUAAACCACCCUUAUGAAUCA